AUGGGUUGUGGCAUCUCAACUCUAGACGCUGAAAACGCAGCCCGUGGUGAACAUGUAAAUGGUGAUCGUCGUGCCAUGGCUCCACUCAUUGUUGAGAGUGGUGUCGAGGGUGAAUCGUUGCAUGGGAAUAGUAAUAAUAAUAAUAAAAUGAAGCCAUUGGGUGAUGAAGAAGCCAAGGAUAAUGAUGGAUCAAUGAAAGAGAAAAGUGUCGUGGAGAGGAAUGAUAUGAAGGUGGAAGCGAGGGCACGAGAGAUUGGAGGAAAAGAAAAGCGUAGUAGUGGUGAUGGCAAAUGUUGUGCAGAGAAUAAUGUUGAGGAGGAGUUUGAGAAUCGGGAUGAUAAGCUCACUGUUGGCCCAGGGUCACCCAGUUUCAGGGAGUAUUGUAAUGACCAUUGUGGGAAUCGAAGUGAGUGA
This is a messenger RNA of Sphenostylis stenocarpa, 414 nucleotides long. The record is from the annotation of a GenBank genome assembly. NCBI's taxonomy places the organism in Eukaryota, Viridiplantae, Streptophyta, Magnoliopsida, Fabales, Fabaceae.